AUGGAGGUGAUGAUGGGCCAAAAAGGUGGGGCUGAGUCGGUAGGCUUUACCGGCAAGGACUUGGCCAACCACCUAGACAAGCAAAAAAGGAAAAGAGUCAAAGAUGGUGAUGCAGUUGCGGCGCUGUCCUAUUUACAAGGAAAACUUGACAGUGACCCACUAUUUUUCUUCAAGUACAACAAAUCGGAACAAGGUAAUCUCCUUAACUUGCUAUGGUGUGAUGGAACCAGUAGAAUGGAUUAUAACGUGUUUGGAGAUGUGGUUGCCUUUGAUAACACAUACAAGAAGAACAAGUAUAACAAACCUCUUGUGAUUUUUUGUGGAUACAACCACCACAAGCAAACAACUAUCUUUGCUGCUGCACUUGUUCAUGAUGAGAAAACUGAGACUUUCAUAUGGGUUUUGGAAACCUUGACUGAAGCAAUGUUUAACAGGCAUCCUAAGGUGGCGGUUACAGAUGGAGAUCUAGCAAUGAAGGAAGCUAUUAGAGUUGUGUGGCCGAAUACCACGCAUCGUCAAUGUGCAUGGCACAUUCACCAGAAUGCUUUGAAAAAUAUUAGAAAUCUUGAUUUUGCAGAUGAAUUCAAGUUAUUUGUGUACGCUAACUUAAACCCUGACAAGUUUGGAGAGAAGUGGGAUAAACUGGUUGAGAAAUAUGGUAUAGCCAACAAUCCAUGGAUUGAUACGAUGUAUGAGACAAGAGCUUCUUGGGCAAGCACCUUCAUGCAAGACAAAUUUUUUGCCGGUAUUAGGACGACAUCCUUAUGUGAAGGUAUUAACUCAUUCAUAAAGAAUUAUCUGCAUUGUAAGUGUUCCUUGUUGGAUUUUCUUUUCAAUUUUGAGCGGGCUAUGAAGAAAUACAGGCACAAUGAGUUGGAAUCUGAUUUUAAGUCUUCUUAUGGUGAGCCUGUUAUGACAACAGCACUUAGUGGCAUUGAGUAUGGAGCUGCCAAAAUAUUAACAAGGAGCAUGUUUUGGGAAGUCAAGGGUCAAAUUGAGGAUGCCCUGGGGCUAAAUGUGGAGCGUUCUGAGGUGGCCAAUAUUGUGAUGAUGAAAAUGAGAAAAAUUAGCAAUCGCAGAAAAGAAUAUAUUGUUGUUUAUGAUAAGAACCAGAAAAAGUUUGUAUGUGAAUGUGGUUAUUUUGAGUUUUAUGGCAUCCCUUGUUCUCAUAUAAUAGCUGGGAUGAGAAGUGAGUAUAUUGAUGAAUUUCCAAGCAAUCUAGUUUCUAAGAGGUGGUUGAAAACAGCCAAGUCUGCUCAUGUGUAUUCAAUUUCAGAGCCUAGUAUUCAUUCACAGAAUAUGAAAUUGUUGCGAAAAGGAGCUAUGUCUGCCGCAUGCAACUAUCUCGCAGAAAUAGCAUGCGAAAAGGAUGAUGAUUUUUCAAGUGUAAUGGAAGACAUUUAUAAGCUGUUGAGGGAUGUUCAGAAGAGUCGCAAACCGGGUUGUACAACAAAGAGUGCAGCCUUUAAUGUGGGUGAUCCAACUGUUGUACAGGGUAGAGGUGCCCCCAAGAAGACCAGAACUGUCACCAAGAGAAGGCAUUGCUCAAAUUGCAGGGGUAUUGGACACACGAUUCGUACGUGCCCGGUUUUGCUUUAUCCUGAUCAAGUCAAUAACAGUGAAACAGGUGAAUCUGCAAGUGAAGGAAUUGAGGACAGCACAGACGACGAGGUGAUUCUGAUAUUCACCAUAUUUAUUGCCUGGUCUGAUCAUAAUCAUGUUGCUUGUGCAUUUGGAUAUAUAAUUGUUAAAAUUGAAAUGAUUUACAGACAAACGUUGGCAGCGUAG
Molecule: messenger RNA, 1788 nt
Organism: Lotus japonicus
Lineage: Eukaryota; Viridiplantae; Streptophyta; Magnoliopsida; Fabales; Fabaceae
Product: protein FAR-RED IMPAIRED RESPONSE 1-like
Exons: 1
Coding region: 1-1788 (595 amino acids)
Biological process (GO): regulation of DNA-templated transcription
Molecular function (GO): zinc ion binding
Source: RefSeq, a predicted model, not a curated record